CAAAACAAACCCAACGGAUAGAAAGUCAGAGCAGCUUCAGGAGCUAAAGCAGCCUCAGUUCAGGAGGGUUUGUUUAGUACGGUAUUCUUAGCAACCAUGACUGUUGAAGAAACCCAAGUGGCUGAGGUUGUCGUUGCUGGAGAAGAGACCAAGAAGGUCGCCGAAGAGACGGAAAAGGUUUUCCGAGGUGACGAUGAAGUGAAAGAUGCGGAUGAAUCAAAGCCCAAAACAGUUCAAAAGAGCUCUUCUUAUAAGGAAGAGAGCAACUUCCUUACUGAUCUGAAGGAGUUUGAGAGGAAGGCGUUGACUGAGCUGAAAGUGAAACUCGAAGAAGCCAUCCUCGGAAACAAACUCUACAAGAAAGAGGACCCAAAAAAGACGGAGGAAAAACCGGUGGCAGAAGAGAAAGAAGGCGAGGAAAGCGAGAAACCUGUGGAAGAAGCGGCUGAAAAUAAGGAGGAAGAGAAAGAAGUAGGCGUUGGAAAGGACGAAGCAGCAGUAGAAUGCGAGGAAGAGAAGAAACCCGAUACAGAUAUCUCCCUCUGGGGAGUACCCCUUUUGCCUAGUAAAGGCGCCGAGGGUACAGACGUAGUUCUCCUGAAGUUCUUGAGGGCGAGGGAGUUCAAGGUAAAUGAUGCUUUCGAGAUGCUCAGGAAAACGCUUCAAUGGAGGAGGGAAGCCGAGAUCGAUUCGAUCUUGGACGAUGAGCUGUGCGCAGAUCUAAGCUCCGCCGCCUACAUGAAUGGCGUUGAUCGCGAAGGUCACCCGGUUUGCUACAACAUUUUCGGGGUGUUUGACAGCGAGGAGCUUUACCAAAAGACGUUUGGAACCGAUGAGAAGCGUCGGCAGUUCCUGAGAUGGAGGUGCCAGUUGAUGGAGAAGGGUAUUCAGAAGCUUGAUUUGAAGCCCGGCGGCGCCUCCUCCUUGAUCCAAAUCAAUGAUCUGAAGAAAUCCCCCGGACCCGCCAAGAAGGAGCUUCGGAUUGCCACAAAGCAAGCAAUUGGGAUUUUUCAGGACAAUUACCCAGAACUUGUUGCCAAAAAUAUCUUCAUAAACGUUCCAUUCUGGUACUAUGCUCUCAAUGCCCUUAUAUCUCCCUUCCUAACCCAGAGAACCAAGAGCAAAUUUGUUGUUGCUCGCCCAGCCAGGGUCACAGAGACUCUGCUCAAGUACAUCCCUGUGGAGGAGAUCCCUGUUAACUACGGUGGCUUCAAGAGGGAGAAUGAUUUUGAGUUCUCUGUCAAAGAUGGCUCGGUUUCAGAGCUCAUACUCAAGGCUGGAUCAACCGAAAUCAUUGAGAUACCGGCAUUGGAGGUUGGAACCACAUUGGUGUGGGACUUGACUGUUCUGGGCUGGGAAGUGAACUACAAGGAGGAAUUCGUUCCGGUUGAUGAGGGGUCUUACACCAUCAUUGUGCAGAAGGCAAAAAAGAUGGGCUCUCAGGAAGGACCUAUUCGCAACUCCUUCAUAGCCAAUGAACCUGGAAAAGUUGUCCUCACCAUCGAGAACAUGUCCAGCAAGAAGAAGAGGGUUCUGCAUCGGUGCAAGGCUAAUGAGAGCUGCUAGAUUUCAUGAGAUAUAUGAUUCAUUUGAUUCAUUAUUGGAUUUAUUUCAUUGCUACAUUCUUUUACACUGUAAUUCAAAAAGUGCAUUCUUUUGCAGAAUUAAUGUUGAUCCUGUAAUUUUAUUUCU
Molecule: messenger RNA, 1692 nt
Organism: Corylus avellana
Lineage: Eukaryota; Viridiplantae; Streptophyta; Magnoliopsida; Fagales; Betulaceae
Product: Sec14p-like phosphatidylinositol transfer family protein
Molecular function (GO): lipid binding
Source: RefSeq, a predicted model, not a curated record